Molecule: messenger RNA, 840 nt
Organism: Lodderomyces oxycetoniae
Lineage: Eukaryota; Fungi; Ascomycota; Pichiomycetes; Serinales; Debaryomycetaceae
Product: YCP4
Exons: 1
Coding region: 1-840 (279 amino acids)
Cellular component (GO): membrane
Molecular function (GO): FMN binding; NAD(P)H dehydrogenase (quinone) activity
Source: RefSeq, a predicted model, not a curated record
AUGAAGAUUGCGAUUAUUCAAUACUCCACUUAUGGGCAUAUCACGACUUUAGCUAAAGCCGUUCAAGAAGGUGUCGAAAAAGCCGGAUAUAAGGCUGACUUGUUUCAAAUACCAGAAACAUUGCCUCAAAAUGUUCUUGAUCAAAUUCACGCACCACCUAAACCAAAGGAGAUCCCAAUUGCAACUUUGGAAACAUUAACCUCCUACGAUGCAUUUUUAUUUGGUGUACCUACUAGAUUCGGUACUGGACCCGCCCAGCUUUUUGAUUACUGGGCGGCAACUGGUGGAUUAUGGGCACAAGGCGCUUUAGAUGGAAAACCAGCAGGUGUGUUUGUUUCAACUGGUACUCAAGGUGGUGGUCAAGAAACAACCGUCCGAAACACCUUGAACUUUUUGGUUCAUCAUGGUUUGAUCUAUGUUCCUUUAGGUUAUGCUAAAGCUUUCCAAUAUCAAGCUAAUCUAGAUGAAAUACACGGUGGUUCUCCAUACGGUGCAGGUACUCUUGCUGCUGGUGAUGGUUCAAGACAACCAAGUGAGUUGGAAUUGAAAAUCGCUACAAUUCAAGGUGAAUCCUUUGCUCAAACUGCUGCCAGAUUCGUUGAUGGUGCCGAAGCUGCUGCCGCUAAGGAAAACAAAAAAAAAGAGCAAGUACCUACAGAAUCUAACAAAGCUGCUGCUCCUAAUACUACCACUACUACUACUACUGCUCCAACCGAAAAAGCUGCUGAUGGUGCCGCUUCCUCGGCUCCAGCUCCAGCUCAACAAAGAGCUGCUCAACAAACUACAAAAGCUCCUGAAUCAACAGAUAAAAGUUUCUGCUCAAAGUGUACUAUAAUGUAA